AUGACCUGCUCUGCUGCCACUGCCCCUUCUGGCUGUCAAAGCCUCAACGACCUGCGCUGCUGCCACGGCCUCUUCUGGCUGUCAAAGCCUCGACGACCUGCGCUGCUGCCGCUGCCCCUUCUGGCUGUCAAAGCCUCGAUGACCUGCUCUGAUAACACUGCCCCUUCCCGCUGUCAAAGCUUCGAUGACCUGCGCUGCUGCCGCAGCCCCUUCUGGCUGUCAAAGCCUCGAUGA
Messenger RNA from Podarcis lilfordi (Lilford's wall lizard), 234 nucleotides. NCBI's taxonomy places the organism in Eukaryota, Metazoa, Chordata, Lepidosauria, Squamata, Lacertidae. The record is from the annotation of a GenBank genome assembly.